Molecule: messenger RNA, 753 nt
Organism: Aspergillus sclerotioniger CBS 115572
Lineage: Eukaryota; Fungi; Ascomycota; Eurotiomycetes; Eurotiales; Aspergillaceae
Gene: cyp3
Product: putative peptidyl-prolyl cis-trans isomerase
Exons: 4
Coding region: 106-651 (181 amino acids)
Biological process (GO): protein folding; protein peptidyl-prolyl isomerization
Cellular component (GO): intracellular membrane-bounded organelle
Molecular function (GO): peptidyl-prolyl cis-trans isomerase activity
Source: RefSeq, a predicted model, not a curated record
GCCCAUCAAAGCUCACUAAAGUAGCUACAGAGUCAAGUCCGAUUGCUCAAGCAAGAUUAGGCAAAACAAGCGUCAUUCUAGCAGCGACAACAAUAACUGAACAAAAUGGACUGCGCAUCUUCAAGCUCUCAACCAACUGUCAACCCCGUGGUCUUCUUCGAUAUAGCAUUAGGAGGGGAGCCUCUGGGUCGUAUAAAAAUGGAGCUAUUUGCCAAUAUCACGCCCCGAACAGCAGAGAAUUUCCGCCGGUUCUGUACAGGUGAAAGUAAAAAUGCCCAGGGACGGCCACAGGGCUACAAAAACAGCAAAUUUCAUCGAGUAAUCAAGGACUUUAUGAUUCAAGGUGGUGAUUUUGUCAAUGGGGAUGGGACAGGAUCUUGUACCAUUUAUGGUACUCCAAGGUUCUCAGACGAAAACUUCACCCUAAAGCAUGACCAUGCUGGCUUGCUUAGUAUGGCAAAUUCUGGUCCGAACACGAAUGGGUGUCAAUUCUUUAUAACAACCACCACGACUCCAUUUUUGAAUGGGAAGCAUGUCGUUUUUGGCAAAGUGCUCGAGGGAAUGGACGUCGUUCGAAUGAUUGAGAACACUAGGACAACAAGGGAUAAGCCCAACCAAGAUGUUUCGAUUAUCCAAUGUGGAGAGAUGUGAUGAAUGGACACUAGUUGCUAGUGUGUCAUGAGCAAACUCCAAUAAUACGAAUAAUUUACCUUUUAAUAUGAUACAAAGGAAGAAGCAUGUGGCAUGAACUUU